AAUUAGAAUGUCCCCAAAACCAAUUCCUUGAACAAACCCAGAAAGCUCAUCAAUUGUUGGUCAGGCAAAUCGCUAGAGAACUGAUUCUGUUCCAGGUACAAGUCUAAAAGUGUUGAAUUUUUGAAGAUUAGAGAAAUUGACUUGAAAAAAUAAACUUAUUGGAAAGAUGAGAAGAAACAAUGGAGGAAAUUACACAAACCCAUGUCUAACAAUGCACCAACCUUGGGCUUCUCUCCUCGUUUUUGGCAUUAAACGAGUUGAGGGUCGAUCAUGGCCUUCCCCUAUUCGAGGUCGACUUUGGAUACAUGCUGCUAGUAAGGUCCCUGAACCUGAAACUAUUAAAGCAAUGGAGGACUUCUACAAAGAAAUCUAUGCAGUGAAUGGAAUAAAAGACCUCAAGUUUCCAGAUAAUUAUCCAACUUCACGGCUGAUAGGUUGUGUGGAGGUGGUUGGAUGUAUAACAUGUGAAGAGCUGCAAAACUGGGAGGAAUUGCCAGAAGGGGUCAGAUUGGAGGGACAAACAGAUUAUUGCUGGUUAUGCGAGCAGCCACAGAAACUGAUUAUCCCAUUCGAAAUGCGAGGGCAACAGGAUGUUUACAAUUUGGAGAGGAAGAUAUACGAGGCAGCAGUAAGAGGUCUGCGUCCAGUUGAAGCUCCAUACCCUGUCAAGUUUCCGCUUGUAGAUUCUCAAGAUCCUUUCUCACUGAAACCUGGAUCACUUACUUGUCUCUCUGGAACCUCCAAGGCUUCUAAACUGGAAAUUUCAUCUGGUCUUAAUAACGUUAUAGCUGGUGCACGAGUGGCUGCAACACAGUUCUCGAAAGAAAAUAAGGGUGAUUCCAGUGUAGACUCUGACGCAGGUAUUCCUGUUUCUUCAAGGACAAGGAAUAAAUUGAAGGGUAUAACACAGAAUGAAGAAGACGUGUGUCAUGAUGCAGAGCCUAACUCAGUUACUGAGGACUUAAAAUAGCAGUAGCAGUAGCAGUCAGUGACAGAGAAAUCAGUCUGAAUGAUAAGGAUUCUCCUACUGAAACUCUCUGUCUGAAAAAUGAAGAUACCGCUUUGAGGACUGGCGAUUUCUGCAUUACCUGGUAUGCAUAAUUUCCCCUUUGGAACUUUUUUAGUACCUCAACUCAAUGCCUCUGCACUUGCUGUUUAACUCCGCUCUUUAUAGCAGUGACUAGAGGUCAUCAAAACAUAGAAAUUAUGGAUGAGGUAUAAGUUAUCACAUUGAAAUUUAGCAGAAUGGGGACAAUAUAGAUGGAAAAAAUGUCGUAGUGCCUGUGAUAUAAUUGUGUUAAAAUUUAUGUUUGGUGAAAAAUUUGAAAAUAAAAAUUCAAAAUCUUGUUGAAUAAGUGUUAUAUACAGCUCUUCCUUUUAUCAUGUUAUAUGCUGUAUUUUUCCAUGUUCUUUAAGACAUUUUCUUAACAAUCACGUCAUUUGAGAGGAUUUUCUAUUUUUAGUUGGAGUGGUAGAUACUAUGAUUUGAUUUUGCAAGGAAAAUUAAACCAAAGUUGCAGAAUUAGAAAACUUAUCAUUGUGAACAAUCUGUAGGGCCAGAAUUUGGGCGUGUACAUACUAUUCUAGUGUGCUAGAGUUAGAAUCUUAGUUUAAACCCCUUAAUUUUUUUGUAUGGUUGAUGCAUUAUUUCAUGUAAUUUCGUGCCCCAGAACCAAUAAGAAGUAAUUGGAAGUUGCCAUAUAAGUGUACAACUCUGAAAUCUCGUUUACAAAAUUUAUCACUUAUUAUUGCUCCCCAAAUCCUCUGUUCAAAUUUGUUCAAGCUUUUAUAACUCCAACAAACCUUUCAUUAAAAGGUAGACAUAUAUAGUAGUGUUCUGGUUAGUAAUUUAUUUUAACCUGCAACACGAAAACUUUGUGUUUGUUAAGAAUUUGUAUAAAUGGAACCCAUUUUUCUUCUGUUUUGAACCAUCACACCAACACAAGGGUUUCCCCUUAUAAGACAAAAAAUGUCUGGAAAAUACUUGCUGCUCUUGCUCCUGAUUGUUGUUUUAAUCACCACUGGUUGUCUUGCCCAUCAUGACGACUACAAAGAUGACAAGAAGCCGCCUGGGGAAAAACCACCCAAGGAUGAUCAUAAACCUCCCAAGGAUGAUCAUGAACCUCCUAAGGAUGAUCAUAAACCUCCCAAGGAUGAUCAUGAACCUCCUAAGGAUGAUCAUAAACCUCCUAAGGAUGAUCAUGAACCUCCUAAGGAUGAUCAUAAACCUCCCAAAGAUGAUUAUAAACCACCUGCCAAACAUGACAAGAAGCCACCCAUGAAGAAGCAUCCACCUGAAAAGAAGUACCCAGUGCCACCCUACGAACCACCCUCCGCAGUUUGAAAAUCAUCAAAUCAAUGCCUCUGACUUAAAAUCCAGUUUGCAAAAUAAGACUUGUUGUGGGCUUCUUUUAUGUGUGUCUUGCAGUCAUGCUCCAUCACUUGUGGUGUUGGAGUUUAUUUUGAAGCACUCUUGUGUUAUAGUAUUGGAUGAUAUCCUUUAUGUUUGGUUGUUGAAAUGUUUUAUGUUUAUGUGUGAAGUGGUUUUUACCCCAUCUAUUGUGCUCCCUGCAUUAUACAUUGAAUAAUUUUAGGAAUAUUUACUCUGCUGUUUCUUUCUUUCUUGUACUUCUUAAGGAAGAGGGUGGGGGUGGGGGAUUUUGAUAGUCAGAGGUGGGAAACGAAGAGCAAAACCAUGCAAUGAGCGAGUUACAGGAGGUCAGGUUAGAACAAUAUAGUCCAGGGAAGGGCAAACCCUUUGGGUUUCAGUGUUUCACUAGUCAACACAACCAAUUAAACUGUUAAAUACGAAGUACAAUGCUAAAUACUACUCCCUCCGUCCCAUAAUAGUCUUUUUAUAUAAUUUGCAUGAUUACAAAUUUUCUCAUCAAACAAUCAUUUUAUCUGAAAUUAGUCGUAAUAUAUUUUUUUUUCUUUUCGGAUGCUCCUUUGCGCGGGAAUCAAUUUGCCGGUGUAAAUAUUCUUCCAAGACAUUUAUGCCAAGGACAAUGUAUGAUAAUGAUGGUAUAAGUUUUGUUCCUUAUGGUGGGAGUUAUCGUCGCUGCUCAAUGCCUCGCUGAACGUCAUCAGCAUGAUCAUCGCAAAACAUCUCCACGACACAGGGCAAUUGAAACCUGUAAAAAAACAGCAGAACACAGCAGAUCAAUAAAAGCACCCAAGGCAGAGAAGAAAAAACCUCCAGUUCCUCAUGAUAAAGAUAAGGCACCAAAACAUGAAACCCACAAAUCUCCUAAAAAAGGCGCUACUAAACCACCUGUUGGACAUGAAACAAAAUCGCCUCCCAGUAAACAGGAUCUACCUGCGAAGAAGCUUCCCCCUCCCGGAAAGAAGCUUUCCCCAAUGCCGCCCCACAAACCACCCACGACAUCUUAAAGAUCUUCGUACAUGAUUUUUAUCUAGAAUAAGAAACAUCCUUGGCACUAUAUCAGCAAUUCUUCUUUACUUUAUGGUUAUCGAGCUAGUAUUUUGUUCUACUAAUUGCAUGUCUAUGCUGAAAUGGAUUUAAAGUAUAAAACCAUUGAUGUUUGAAUUGA
Molecule: messenger RNA, 3554 nt
Organism: Chenopodium quinoa (quinoa)
Lineage: Eukaryota; Viridiplantae; Streptophyta; Magnoliopsida; Caryophyllales; Amaranthaceae
Product: activating signal cointegrator 1-like
Exons: 8
Coding region: 167-970 (267 amino acids)
Biological process (GO): positive regulation of DNA-templated transcription
Cellular component (GO): nucleus
Molecular function (GO): transcription coactivator activity
Source: RefSeq, a predicted model, not a curated record